AAGAAAAGUGAUUCUGAAUCAGUACACUGAUUCCCUGAGUCUGUUGAAGAAAAGUGAUUCUGAAUCAGUAUACUGAUUCCCUGAGUCUGUUGAAGAAAAGUGAUUCUGAAUCAGUACAAUGAUUCCCUUUUUGUUUCUUGUUCUUUCUUACAGUAUCCAAGGCAAACCUCCCCCCACAGAACCCAGUAAUGGGCCCAAGCCGGGAGGAUCGGUCGGCGGCGUCCCCGAUCAGAGCCACUCUCCCCGGAAGAGCCCUCAGGGGGACAUGGGCGGCCCUAAAUCGCCCUACUCUUUGCCCCAGAUUGCCCCAAUGCCCAGCAGUAAGCUGUGCCCGGUGUGUAAGACAGCUGACCUGACGGGCGUCACGGACGGACAGCCGAACUGCAACACGUGCACGCAGUGCCGUGCCACAGUGUGUAACCAGUGCGGCUUCAACCCCAACCCACACCUCACAGAGGUGCAGGAAUGGCUGUGUCUGAACUGCCAGAUGCAAAGGGCAUUAGGAAUGGACAUGGACACCCCACGAUCCAAGAGUCAGCAGCAGAUCCAUUCUCCGCAGCAGUCCACCAAACCCCAACCUCGAACUGCGCCCCAAACUCCAUCUUCGACCCAAGCCAAACCUUUCCCGGCAUCCCAGAAUGAACUAAAAUCUCAAUCUCAACCAUCCACCCCCCUGAAAACACAAACCCAAGUGAAAACUCAACUCGAACCCUCUCCAUCAACCCAAACCCAAGCAAAACCUCAACCCCAACACUCUCCAUCAACCCAAACCCAAGCAAAACCUCAACCCCAACCCUCUCCAUCAGCCCAAACCCAAGCAAAACCUCAACCCCAACCCUUUCCAUCAGCCCAAACUCAAGCAAAACCUCAACCUCAACCAUCUCCAUCAGCCCAAACCCAAGCCAAACCUCAAUCCCAGACUACACCAUCAGCCCAAACCCAAGCCAAACCUCAAUCCCAGACUAUUCCAUCAGCCCAAACCCAAGCCAAACCUCAAUCCCAACCUCCGACCCCUUCGCACACUCAACCGAAACUUCCGUCCACCCCUCAGACUCAACGAAAAUCUCAAUCCCAGCCUGCGACUCCCACCAAAUCUCAACCGAAUCCUCCUCCAUCGGAGCAGCCGUUUGGCAAGCUCUUCGGAUUUGGCGCAUCCCUCCUGAACCAGGCCAGCAGUCUGAUAUCGCUCGACCAGCCGCAGCCUCAGUCUCAGCCUCAGUCUCAGCCUCAGACACCUCAGAAGGCUCCAACAGCAACUCCAAAACCCAGCGCCCAACCCAGACCCCAUCCUGGACCCCAACCUGGAGCGCCGUCUCAGCAGCAGAAGAGUAGACCCAAAGUGUGCUGCCCGCUGUGCAAGACCGAGCUAAACGUUGGUGUGCCUACAGAACCUCCCAAUUACAACCACUGCACCCAGUGCCACGCCCAGGUCUGCAACAUGUGCGGCUUCAAUCCCACGCCUCAUCUCACUGAGAAGAAAGAAUGGCUCUGCUUGACAUGCCAGACGCAGAGAGCCAUUUCAGGGGAAUUAGGGGCUGGCCCAUCUCCCGUUCCUCAGCCGAUGCCAUCUCCCCGAGCGCCAGGUCCAACCACCCAACAGCUGCAGGCUCAACUGAGGCUGCCCAGUCAGCAGGCAGGGGUAAGGCAUGCCAGUCCUCAGCAGCAAAAAACGUCUGGUGCCCAAGUAAGUGGUCCUCUCCCUUCUACCAAACAAGGAACACCACAGAGCAAGGGUCCCACUCAAGUGUCUCCUGCCAAGACACCCCCUACCCAACCUGCGAGCAAAAGCAAGGCAGAGACUCGCAAACAAGAGCAAGGCAUUAGCAAGAAACAAGCAGUGUCCAAAACUGAGAAAGAAGGUGACGUGAAAGCGUUCCAUAAGAAAGGAGUGCAGGAAGUAAAAGACCAGAAGAAAAGUAGUGACUCGCAGAAAUCUAAACACCAUGACGAUUCCAACAAGUCCAGUACACAGAGUCUGAGUGACACGGGCUACUCCUCCGAUGGCAUAUCGGGCUCCCAGAGUGAGAUCACUGGCCUCAUCCGGGAGGAGGGAAUUAAACUCAGCGAGGGAGGCUUGUCUACCCAACGCAGUCCUCCCAGCUCCUCAGAAAUAAAAAAACUUGAGAGUUCUAUGCGACCUCUGUUGCAGUCAGAGACGGCCUCUGAAAUUGAUAAGCAAAGACCACAUUCGCUGUCCAUAACACAAGACCAGUUUGAUUCCGAUGGGGAAGUAUCCGAUGACCUUAGUUGCAAAUUACGUCAUGACUAUGUGGAGGAUAGCAGUGAAAGUGGCCUGUCUCCUUUACCAACCAGACAGAAAUUGCAGAAGGACCUAACAGAUGAGGAGUUUAUGAGAAGACAGAUUUUGGAAAUGAGUGCAGAUGAGGAAGAAAUGGUAGAGACUGAAGGUCAUGUGAAAAACAAAAAGAGUCAUAAACACAGUGGUGAUCUGGGAAAAGAGAGGCGACGCCUUACACAACAAUCUAACAGUUUUGAGGAUGACACUAAAAAUAAUGAUGGUACAUACAAGUCCAGUGAAGGGGAUGAUAUGAUGGGUUCACAAGGAGGCCUAAGGCGAUUUAAGACUAUAGAACUGAAUAAUACUAACAGUUAUAAUCGUGAUUUGGAACUUAGCACAGAGCAUGACCUUAGAGAACCUGAGCUUGAGAUGGAAAGCCUGACUGGAUCACCUGAAGAAAGGUCAAAGGGAGAGUAUUCCUCAACCCUUCCUGCUUCCACACCUAGUUAUACAUCUGGCACCUCUCCCACCUCUGUGUCAUCAUUGGAGGAUGAUAGUGAUAGUAGUCCUAGCAGAAGGCAAAGGCUCGAGGAGGUUAAGCAGCAGAGGAAAGCAAGGCAUCGAUCCCACGGCCCGCUCUUACCAACAAUUGAGGACUCAUCUGAAGAAGACGAACUGAGGGAAGAGGAAGAACUCUUGAGAGAACAGGAGAAGAUGAGAGACUUGGAACAGCAAAGGAUUCGCAGUACAGCCAGGAAAACAAAAAGGGACAAGGAGGAACUCAGGGCACAGAGACGCAGAGAGAGGUCAAAGACUCCCCCCAGCAACCUGUCACCAAUCGAGGAUGCUUCCCCAACAGAGGAACUUCGGCAAGCAGCUGAAAUGGAAGAACUUCACAGAUCGUCCUGUUCGGAAUACUCUCCCACUAUGGACUCAGAGGCAGAAGGAUUUGAAGUGGGCUCUAAACUUUACAAGUCUGGCAGUGAGUACAAUCUUCCGACUUUUAUGUCUCUGUAUUCGCCUACAGAAAAAACAUCUGCUGCGUCACCAUCUGCGGUACACAAAUCAUUAAAAAGCGCUGAGGAGGUUUAUGAGGAAAUGAUGAGAAAGGCAGAGAUGAUGCAAAAACAGCAGGGACAACCGGGAAGACAAGGGCAGCAAGGGGCCUCCCAUUUAGCAAAUAAUCAGCACUUAAGAACAGGGUCAACAUCUUUGAGUCCAGGCACAAGCCCCACACAGAUGUCAGCACCUGUAGCAUUUUCGGAAAGUGGCACUAGUGGGAAAGGGACAGCCAGGGUUAAUGAUACACAACAAAAUCAGGCCAGGGUACCUACCCAAACCUCCAAAAUUUCACAGUCUCAGCCACAAGUGCAUCACCCUGCUCCUGGACAGCAACAAGUACGGCCUGCCCAGGGUCAAAGUCCGGACUCACAAACAACUACACUAACCUCUAAGUUGUACUCAGCUUCUUCCUCUCCUACACAAAGUCCAACUCAUGCAAAAGUAGACACAUCAUCUGUGCCAUCUACUCCCCAAGGCUCCCACAUUCCUCAAAGAACCGGGUCCCCUCGCCUUGUGAGACAACAGUCCUCCCAAGAUACCCCAGUCAUGGUGAUAACACUAGGAUCAGGCACCACUACUCAGCCUCCAAAACCAAUAACUGUAAAUUCUUCUACAUCCCCUCUCUCUUCUCCAACAAGUAGCCAGCAACAGCCAAUUUAUCGUACCCAGUCUCCAGUAACAAGUUCUCCUACAUCACCACAAAUGUCUCAGCUCACCUAUCAGAGAGGACAAGCAGCUGAAAGAGUCACUACUGGGUCAAGCACUCCCUCCUGUGCAGGUUCUCAAAGCCAUAGAUCUGAAAACAUAUCACUGUGUAAAAUAUCCAGUGUUCCAGGAACCUCUAAGGUUAUUGAACAAGGGACAGUGGCCCAAAGUGAAAAUGUAGUUGAUCUUAGAUCAAUGAAGCCUUCUCCAAUUAUCAUGACAGACCAUGGUAUGGAUCUGACAUCAUUGGCAUCUGACACACGAAGGUACUCAGUUGAUGCAGACCAGCCCUCAAGUCGUCAUACAGCAGUACAACCUCAAGUUAUGAACCUAAAUGCACAGGCGCAACCUUAUGUGACAACAUCUACACCAACAACAGUUAGUGUUACUGUGGCAGCUUCUAUGUUCAUAUCACAGCCUAAACACCCAAUGGUUUAUGGAGAUCCACUGCAGAAUCGAGUGGACUUUGGUCAAGGUUCUGGAUCAGCUGUUUGUCUUUCUCAGCCGAGACCACCAAUAACAGACCCAUCAAUUCCAAAGAUAGAUGCAUGUCUGGAAGAUCUUAAUGUACAACAACUGCAGCUUCAAAAGCAACAGCAGAAACUCCAACAGCAACAAGAGCUCCUGGAACAACAGCUCCAACAGCACCAACAAAAUGCAGCUUCUUUUGCUCGUUACAACUUAGCAAACCAAAUGCACCCAAUAUUGUUAAAGAAAGACUUAGUGGUAUGCCAGACCAGUGGGGCAAACACACAAACAGUGGUUAGUGCCAUUCCCAAAGUAUCCCCACUUCCACCACAGCCCUUACCAAGCUCUGUAUCUCCUACCCCUACUAUUGGCCACGACAUAUAUGGUGGGGUUGCUCUGGAACUAAAAAAUAAGCCCACUGUAGCUAACCUCUCAACAGGAAAGCCCCAUGUAAUGAUGGUACAGUUAGAUGAGAAUAGUUCAUCACAAGGGGGUACAGUUACCCAAAUAGUUAAAAGGGAAGAGCCAGCAGCGGAGGUUCUUGAUCUCACUGGACAGAUCAAGUCAGAGAACCAAGUGGCCUGCUGUGAUGUUGUCUACCAGUUGCCAUUUGCUGGUAGCUGUUCAGGUUCUUUUGGUCAGAGGGGCAAAACAACUAUUUCAGAGCCAAAUACUUCUGCUGAGCCUACCACAGCCCCUCACCAACAAACUCAGCUAGAAAAAGAUGGUUACCAGCCAGUAAAUAUGCAGGGGGUAUCAGAGGAGCAUAAACCUUUCACCAUGCCCCCACCUGGACAACUUCCACCAUCAAUGUCAGACACAAAUCUUGCAGAAUCAGGACUUCAGUACUAUCCAAGGACAGAUCCUGGGGAACUAGCAGUGGAUUUAAGCUCUAUGAGACAAGCAUAUGAAGCAGGAUAUCUUGGAAUGGGUGCCCAAUAUGGAUCCUACACUGAUUUGCGUCAUCAAGGAGAUGUUUCAACCCCACCACUACCUCUGCGUAGAUAUGGCUCAAUGUCCAAUAUCAGUGGAGAUUUUGGCUAUCCGUCUCGUGACUUGGCAGGCACUCAAGAACCAAAUCUUGCACAGUACAGUGCCACCACUGCCAGAGAAAUUAGCAGAAUGUGCGCUGCUCUUAACUCAAUGGAUCAGUUUGGAAAUCGUUAUACAAACAGCCCCGAUCUUCUUCAAUAUGGUGCUGGAAGAGGAGGCCCAAUAGGAAGGCUUGGUCUUCAACAAGGUCUAACAUCUAUCAGAGCAAACCUUCUUUAUGGCCCAGAUGGGAGGCCCACAGCACAUGGACAAGCACUUACAAAUCUAAUCAAUGCUAGACAGGCUAGCCUGCGGGCCUUAUAUCCUCCUGUUUUGAGGACCGCUGAUGGCAUGAUAUACUCCACUAUAAACACACCUAUAGCAUCCACCUUACCAAUCACAACCCAACCUGCCCCUGUACUUAAUUCUAUGCUAAGAGGAGUCUACAGGCCUUAUCCUCCAGGCAGUGUGACAGCUGUUCCUCUUUCCAGCCUUAGUAUAUUGCCUCAUGUCACUCCAAGGAUGCCUCUUUCUGCACAGGGACCUUACAGAUACUCGGCUCCAACCCAUUUUCCAGCAUCUGCCUCAGAAGCUAUUUCAGGGAGUGUGCCAACUACAAGUACCUCCCAAGAAACUCCUGUCUAUCUUGGUAAGCCUUCAGUACCUGGCACAAUUAUAUCAACUACAACAUUACCACCUGCACCUAGAGCUACUCUUCAAACUAGUGCUGUGCCAGCCCAACCAACUAUUUUAAACCAACAGACUUCUCAGGGUCAUAUUCCAGUAGAUGCUCCCACAGUCCUUCCUCCCACUCAAAGUCAAAUUCCACAGUCAAUUCAGCAGCAAAUACAGGCACAAACACAGCCUCAAGCAUUGACCAAAAGUAAAGAUUUGUCUCAGACACAGGCCCACUUAUCAGUGCCACAAUCACAGCCACAGGCAGCUACUAGAGUAUUGCCAGAUACAGCAGUUAGUGGUAUUACUAACACAUCUACGGACAAAGAAAAGGAGAAAGAGGAAGAGCGUUUACGACAACAACAACUUCAUCUGGAGAGAGAGCGCAUUGAGUUAGAGAAGUUUCGUCAGUUGCGUCUUCAAGAAGAGCUGGAGAGGGAUCGCUUAGAGCUACAGAGGCACAGGGAGAAAGAACAACUUCUUGUGCAGCGUGAGAUUCAAGAACUGCAGAGCAUCAAGCAGCAGGUCCUCCAGCAACAGCAGGUUGAAAGAGAAACUCAAUUGGUAAUACAGAGAGAGCAGCUGGCCCAGCAGAGGAUGCAACUAGACCAAAUUCAGGCUCUGCAACAGCAACUCCAGCUACAGCUUGAAGAGCAGAAGCGGCAAAAGACAGCAGCCGUUGAAGCAGUGGCAGCAGUGGCAGCAGCCGAAGCAGCUGUUGCUUCUGCGGCUGCUGCAGCAGCAGCCACAACUGCUCAAGGUGCCAUAAAUGGUAUGAUGGUUGGUGGAGCCCCUCAAGCAAUUUCCAUCAUCUGUGAUCAGAGUGGAAGGGUUAUUCCACAAGAUGGCCAGAGCUUGCAGUUUUUACCUUGCAUGGAUGGGCAGAUGGUUCAAGCGCUGGUGUCUACAAGACCUAUGCCCAGCUCAGCCUCUGAAAUGUCCCUGAGGAACAGUGAUGAUCAGGGAAGUAGCCAUGCUAUAAAGAAACAGAAUUCAAUGCCCCGCUUGAGGAAUGGCACUGAGGAGGAACCUGUGAAAAGGAUCGCGGACAGCAGUGUCCAAACUGAUGAUGAAGAUGCAGAGGAUCGGUUUAUGUCACGACGAAGAAGGACCAGGCGUAUUGCUGACUGCAGUGUCCAGACAGAUGAGGAGGACCAGGGGGAGUGGGACAGCCAGCCAGUGCGACGUCGACGCUCAAGGUACUCCAAACAUUCUGAAUCAAGUGCCGAAAAUAAAAGCGAUGCAUCUAAAGUGACUUCCAGCAUAGCUAUCCAGACCACCAGUGACUCCUCAUGUCAAACCGAAUCAGAUCAGCUGGGCAGAGUCUCUCCAGCCAUUCACAUCACCACAGCUGAGACAUCAAAGGUUGAACUGCUUCAUUACAUCUCUGCACCAGAGAGGACACACAAGGGAGAGAGUUUAGCCUGCCAGACUGACCCAGAAGCACAGUCUCAAGGGGUGGUUGUUCCUCAGCUCAGUGUUCCCACCACAGUCAGCCCCUACUCCACCAGUUUACAGGUGGUUGGUGCCACACCAGCCAAGUUUGAACGAAGGAAACCGGACCCACUAGACAUUGGGCUGCAAACACAGCAACCAAUUGAUACACGUCCACCCAAAUCCCCACAAGUGUUGUAUUCCCCUGUGUCUCCCCUGUCCCCCCACCGCAUGCUGGAGACAAACUUUGCCUCCAGUGAAAAGCUCAACAGGGCACAUGUCACACCCCAGCAAAAGGCCUUAAUUACUGAAUCCCCCAAGAGGCAUCAAACAAUUCCAAGACCAAUAAAAAGUGUUCAGCGCUCCAUGUCAGAUCCCAAACCCCUCAGCCCAACUUCAGAGGACCCAUCUAAGACCAAAUUUUCGCUGUACCAGGGUCAAAACUCGUCAGGCAAUCAGCUACAGAAUUCGAUGAUGAGGAAAGUCAAACGAACUCUCCCAAGCCCCCCACCAGAUGAGGUGCCCCUCCCCAUUGUAACCCCUGCAAUGAGCCACAUGUACAGCUCCCCUGGAAUGCCCCAGAGAGUGUUGCCCCGUCAAGUACAAGGCGUCACUAAAGCAGGUCUUCUGAGUGAGCUGAAAGCUGUAGAACAAGAGUCUUCCAAGCUACGUAAACAACAAGCAGAACUUGAGGAAGAAGAGAAAGAGAUUGAUGCUAAGCUACGCUGUUUGGAACUAGGCAUUACCCAGCGCAAGGAAACUAUGGUAAAAGAACGAGAGAGGAGAGAACUGGCCUACCUGCGAGGCAUCGGGGAUGCACGGGACUACAUGUCAGACAGUGAACUCAACAACCUUAGAUUAACUGGAGUACCAGCAGGGACCUAUGAAACGAAUGGACUGUUGUCGAGACCAAGCACAGCACCUCUUAGCCAAUUUACUUCUGAUCCAAAUGUGACUUCUCAGUACCCACCCACCUCCUCUUAUGUCCCAUAUCCAUAUCCACAGAGCCAACCUGCACCAACACAGCCACCAACUGCAGCCUAUCAGCAGAUUGGAUUUCAAGCACCACAAUAUCCAACGCCAUCCCAGCCUCAGCCAGGCACCUUUCAGCCCCAUCCUUCUCAACCCUCAUCCUAUCAACCACAAGGGGGCUACCAGAGUCAUGGGUAUGCCCAGUCAUAUCAGCCAGACCUAGGCCUGCAGCAGCCAAGCCACCAGAGCUUUCAGCCUCCUGCAGCUCAUUUACCUGGACAGACAUUACCAUAUCCUGGCCAAAAUCUGCCCUUCCAGGCCCAAGCUGAUAUUCUUUCUGGUCAUCAGCUGCCACGACAUACAUCACUGGCUGAUCUUGAACAGAAACUGCCAACCAAUUAUGAAAUAAUUACUAAUCCUGCAGUGUCAGUAGCCACAUCAGCUCAGGAAACUGGCUUCAGUGGUGCCUAUUCUUCACCCUUGACAAAUGCUUAUGGGCCAUAUCGUACCCCUGACCAAACAAUGGCAGACCGCAUACCAAGUCCUACAUCUGGGUAUAGUACAGAUGGGCUCUAUACCACAAAUCUAGAGCAAAAUAUACCCAGAAACUAUGUAAUGAUAGAUGAUAUAAGUGAACUGACAAAGGAGAACAUGGGAUCAUCUGAUGCUUCAAGGACAGGUUAUGGGAGUGAGAAUGGUCCACGGGGGAUUGGCUAUGGAGAUGGGUCUGAAGAUCUCUAUGGAAGAGCUGGCAGCACAACCAGUUACCACCAUCAGGGUGCUGUGGACAGUCAUGGCCGUCCUAGCACAACUGUGAGUGGUGGAUCUUCCUAUUAUUAUGAUGACUAUAAGCAUUCGUCUCGCAGUAGUUCUGGAAUGGGCAGUCAGAAGCAUUCCUCUAAGAACUUGGCACCAGCUGCUGUGUCCUCCAAGCGUAGUAAGCACAGGAAGCAAGGCAUGGAGCAGAAGAUUUCCAAAUUCUCCCCUAUUGAAGAGGCACGAGACGUAGAAACGGACUUGGCCUCCUACACAGUGACAACACCAUCAGGUGGAAGCUGUACCAUGGUUUCUAGAUCAGGGGUAAAAAAGAAUGUCUAUGAUCAACAGAAGUACUAUGGCUCAAGAGAAGGCUUGGAUGAAGAUGAUCGUCUGUACAGCUCUGGAAGGUCAAGGUCCACAGGCUAUGGCAUGGAUAAGAUCUCCUCCAGAGACUCAGGAGGGCACAGAAGUAAAUCAUAUGAGAGAGAUGCCAUGGAGCGAUCUCAGAGGGGUGCCCAUAGCCGCAGUGGACGUUCCAACAUGCGUACUCAGAACUCAGAGGAAGAGAGUCCACUGAGCCCAGUGGGGAAACCUGUGGGUAUGGGACGUGUCUCAGACCCACAUGAUGUUAGAAACCAGUAUGGCUCCAGCCAUUCCCUUCCUGAUGUUCAGGAUCAUCACAUAAGAGAUAUACCUAAGAGCCAUACCUACAAGCCAGAUGACCCAUACCUAGUGGAUGAUAUGCACUGUGCUGUUUCGGAUAGCGAAGCAUAUCAUUUAGGACAGGAGGAAACAGACUGGUUUGAAAAACCACGGGAGGCCACUUCCGAUCGUUCCAGACAUCACGGGAGUGGAAGCCACUCCUCUUCAGGUAAGAGAAGCAAUGUCAAGCACACUUACCAUGAUUAUGAUGAACCCCCAGAGGAAGACUUGUGGCCACAAGAUGAAUACAGCCACCAACGCCAUUCCUCUUCCACCUCAUCCCGAGAACACCGGCAUCAUGCUAGCAGCUCAGGACGUCACUCAUCGUCCCGACAUUCCGCUGAAGAGUCUAGAUCCUCCCGUUCUACAAGAUCACACCCUAAGGACCCAUCAGCUCGCUCUGAAGGGCGUGGCACUUCAUCCUCUUCGCAUAAAAGAUCCUCAGAUCCCCGAUCUUCACAGUCAGGGUACCGGGACUCCGGCGAGUACUCCCGUGACCCUGCAUCCGGACACCAUCAUAGCUCUAGUGGUCAGCGGGGGCAAAGGCAAUCUGGAGCUUCCAGGCGGCAAGAAUCUCCUUCGUCCAAGCAACAGCAACAGCAACAGCAACAGCAGCAGCACCAACAGCAGCAACAAGGUUCUGUAGGUCAACAGCAACCCCCACAGCAGGUACAGCAAAGGUCCACAACACAGCCGCCAGCUGGCAGGCAGCCUGGAUCUCAGCAGCCUGAAACUGGGCAGCAGGGGCAACAGACCAGCCAGCAACCUCGUACCCAGCAGCAGCAGUUACAACCACAGCCUGGACAACAGCCAGCAACAACCACAGCAGGUGUUACUCAGCCCACAGCCGUGGCUUCUGGUAUCGGAGCUGGGGCCGCUCAGCAACAACCUAAGCCAAGCCAGGCUCCAGCAUCAGGACAACCGCUGGCUGCAGGAUCAUCCACAGCUCAGCCGACUGCUGCUGGGGGAGGACAUAUGAAACCUGACACUGCUCCUGUUGCACCAACUCCCGCAGUUGCUAUUGGAUCUAAAGCUACACCCCAGCCUGCUAAAGCCCCUACAACCCCAGCCACAGCCAUUGGGUCAAAAGCAGCUCCCCGUCCAGGUGGCAUAGGCAGUGCAGCCCAGCCAACACAGCAACCCACGGAGAGUGAAAACGUUUUCAGCAAAAUCCUGCCGGGCGGCGCCGCUGAACAAGCAGGAAAACUAGGAGACGCCGUGUCUGCUAUCGGCAAGAAGUUUACUUCGUUUUGGUGAGCUGCUAACUGGACGGUUCAUUAUGGCUGAGCAGGGGAUUGUCACUGGAAAAAAACAUUGGAAACUGUUUCUGCCAUCUUACCCAUUAAUCUGUGGAUGGAGGACACCUGAGAACCGGUGGAUGAUCUGGCCUGGAAAAAGGGAACGAAGGGAUCCACAGAGCGUCCCCUCUGAGCGUCCUGUCCGACAGCUCGGCCCGAGCCCCACCAUCGUCUCAGAUGAGACGCUCCACUCCACUGCACGUGGAUUAAGGAGAUGUCUCCGGAAUAUUCACUUUUACCUAAUCGUGUGCUCAGGUGUCCUCCUCUUUCUCUCUCUCUCUCUCUCUCUCUCUAUCUCUCUUACACACACACACACACACGCAUAUUAAUGACGACAGAAGCAGUUCCUGAAGCUUUUUUCCAGUCCCAGUCCUGAACCCGAGACUUUCUGAGACUGAGCGGACAUUUACACUAAGGCGAUGAUUGACCUUCUCUUUGAAUGUUUAUUUUUUUGUUUGUUUGGUUUUUUUUUGUCUUUCUUUCCGUGAUCUGUUUGUUAUGUGCACUCGAAUGCAAUCGUGUAAAGUGUCGUACAUGCGACUGCACGCAUGGAAGUAGAUGUCUUAUAUAUAAACCCAUAAGCACUCACAAUCUUCUCAUGAUCUCCAAAGAAGAUGAGGAGGAGGAGGAGGAGGAGGAAGAAGAGGAGGAGGAGGAGGUGAUGGCGGUGUGACGAGUUUAGAGUUCAGCUCUGACAUCACGGCGUUCCCCUCGCUCUUUCAGCCAUGAUCACACCAUCGCUAGUCGAUCGCACACAGAACCCCAGUUCUCGUAUUAUGAUUAUUUUUCAUUUCUUUUCCAUUUCAUAUUUUGUUGGCCUGAUUUACGUUACGAUUAAGAGCCUUAUCCGUUUUUUUUCACAUACCUCAUGAUUGUUUUUUUUUGUUUGUUUGUUUGUUUUUUUAAAGAAUCAUCCGUUGUUUUGUUUGCACAGCUGUAUUCUACUGUACAGAGACGCGUCUUUCUGGAGCGAUAUUGUAAAUCACUGGAGUAUUUAUGGAUUUUUAUUCAUAUGUGUUUGUAAUUUGUUUAUUUAUACUGCAUUGAUGUUGUUGUUGUUGUUGUUUUUUUGUUGGUGUGUAUCCUUAAUUAUGAAUUGUUAAUUUAUUAUGGUUUUUAUUAUUUGGACGUUGAUUUCCUCAGAGCAAUAGCAUGCACGUUGUUAUAGAGCACAAUGAUUUUUCUCGUCGAAAUCAAUCGAGUCCCUUGAUUAUGAAAUCGCGAAGCGUGUCGGUGGAUCGUCUGCAAGCGCUGAACAGUUCCCAUCACACAUACACACACACACACACACACACACACACACAUAAUCAAAACCGAAAUCGCCGUCUCUUGAGUUUCCAUUUCAGAUUCUCUAUGCAAUGAUCCAUUCCGAUCGUCGUUGCCGCAUUUCCACGCCGACGUCACGUCACGUCACGUCACACACGAAUACGGUUAUGAACUCGUUUGUAUUUACCUUCUUGUAUGUAUUGAGAUUAUUAUUAUUGAAAUUUUUGAAUGUUAUAUAUAUAUAUAUAUAUACAUAUAUAUAUUUUUUAAUUUAGUCGCAUGUUAUUUAUCGCCCCUGGUUUUUUUGGGGACUCUGUUGCCAAAGGGUUAGUCUGUCUUGGACGUCCACCAUCUUGUUGCUUGAAGCAUGGUUCUGCGUUCUGCCUGCUCGUGUGUAGUAAACUCCUCCCGUCCGCUCGUUCCGCUGUGAUCUGGCAACCCGCUUCACUCGUGGGCUCAUUACGACGUCUCCGAACAUCAGACUGCCUUCACACACAAACACGUUAUACGUUAUACGUUACAACUCCGCCAUCUUUCUUCUGUUACCCAAUCAGAGCAGGGUUUGUGGGUUAAUCGUCGAUUAUAGGGAUAUCCAGGAUGUCAAAGCCAUAGUGCACUACAUAGGGAGUGUGGAGGUGUAACGCGUGGAAUCUGCUCGUUGAGUCCUCAAUCCCAUUAUUACUGAAUCCCAAAAGCCGCAGUAUUCGACACUGAACCGAUCGAUAAAAGCCUGAGCCUGCUUUGUAGGGAGUAGAGAAGCGCACGCUAGAUAAAUCCCAAAAAUGCGUUUAGGAUUAAGACAGUGAUAAUUUCCAUACUGUCACUGCAAUGCCAAGUGAAUUCAAAUCAUUUUUAAUAGCCCUAGUGCACUACGUAUGAAAGGGGGUGGGGUUCAGGGGAGGCGGGGCAUUUGGGAUUUAGGAUUGAGCCCUUGUGUCAGAUCUUCAGACCAGCCAUACACUAAAAUCCCUAUUCAGCACUAGACUGUAGUUUGUACUGUAGUUUAUGAACCGCACACUGUAGGGAAUAAGGAUGCUUUUGGGAUCGAGCCUGAAUUUCAUCUCCUCACGGCUACACUACCUGAAAUUCACAAAUCUAAUCCCGUACACGGGCUCUGUCCCCAAAUCCUCUCUACGUGUUACCUAGUACACUAAGGCGUUUAUAACCAAAGUAGCACUGAAAACUCACGGGCUCAAUAGCAAACGCCUCCCAAGUCCUCAUGUAGGGCGCUAGGGCUUUUCCAGCUGGCUAGUGUGCACUACCUAGGGGAAAAGAGGGGAAAUUUUUUGACACUAGGUGUAAAGUGCAAUACUUUAUGUAGAUGGCCAGGAUGCGUUUGGGAUGGAGCUUUGAAAAUCGUUGAUUUUUAUUCGUUUUUUUUUUUUUUUGUAAUAAUCGUAGUCAGAACGAUGGGAAUGUUUUACAUCAUCGUUACCAUGGAGAUGCUGAAUAACGAGUGCAUGAGCCAGAGCGCUUUGUUACAGAAAACUGAACACGGAGAGAGAUAAACAUGCAUGACACACACACACACACACACACACACACACACACACACACACACACUGUAAAUACACACGAUUUUGUACAGCAUUUAAAUAUCAUGAGUGUAAAGGACGGCCAUCUUGUGCAUCCUCACGCCGGCCUCGCUGCCAACCUUUUGUGCUUUUUGUGUAUAAAAAGGAUGAUGAUGAUGAUGAUGAUUGUUAUUAUGAUUAUUAUUAUGAUUAUUAUUAUUACUGUUAUUAUUAUUAUGACAAAAUCAAGCAUCGUAUCUGUGGCUGGCUCUCGAUGACUGUUGAUAUUGAAACAGUGAAAAAAAAAAAUCUGCUCUGUGUAGAAUCUCCAUAUCGUGUAAAAAAAAAAAAAAAAAAAAAAAGGAAAAAAAAAGAA
Messenger RNA from Ictalurus punctatus (channel catfish), 14502 nucleotides. RefSeq names its product bassoon (presynaptic cytomatrix protein) b (gene bsnb). The transcript is spliced from 11 exons. Gene Ontology annotation, cellular component: cytoskeleton of presynaptic active zone; axon; GABA-ergic synapse. The record is from RefSeq and is a predicted model, not a curated record. Gene Ontology annotation, molecular function: structural constituent of presynaptic active zone; metal ion binding. Lineage: Eukaryota; Metazoa; Chordata; Actinopteri; Siluriformes; Ictaluridae. The coding region runs from base 119 to 11305 and encodes 3728 amino acids. Gene Ontology annotation, biological process: protein localization to synapse; presynaptic active zone assembly.